Molecule: messenger RNA, 2418 nt
Organism: Amphibalanus amphitrite
Lineage: Eukaryota; Metazoa; Arthropoda; Thecostraca; Balanomorpha; Balanidae
Product: fibrinogen alpha chain-like
Exons: 2
Coding region: 606-1868 (420 amino acids)
Source: RefSeq, a predicted model, not a curated record
UUAAAAAUGCACCUGAUAGGACCUUACGUUCGUAUGUGACGCUAUGCAUGUCAUUUGUACAAUGCAUAUGUAUCGGACUCUGGUGAUAUCAGAAUGUGACACAAUGAAGGAUAUUCCACCUUAUAAAUUACACAGCUCUACCUUUUAGCUACAUUGUGGAAUGUUUCUACUUUGCGAUCGCAGCAGAGGUGCAGAAGUGCCGCUCCCUUCACUCGCCUCAGUCUGGGGCACAGGGACGGGUGUGCUGGGGCUAAGACUUCAUCGUCCAGAGCUCCGGGUGAAGUGUAUUUAUUAUCAGAUACAUCCAGGUGGGUAAUCAGAACCUGAGUGUGGCUGACAGUAAAUACCUCAAAUUGUAAGAGAAAUGGGCAGCUUCUGCCUUAAAAGUUAUCUGUUACUACGUUAGAGCGCGAUGUAAUAACUCUUCAUGACAAUCUCUAUAAACUUGCUUUGCGAAGCAUAAACCAGAUAAAAAGAGGGUAAGUUGUAAUUGUCGCGGACUCGAAGUAUGUACUUUGAAUCGAUUUAUUAUUAAGGCUUUUUAGACGCCGAUCUCCAAACUGUGUAACUUUGUCUUUAACUUCGCCCAACACCGGCAGGCAGUGAUGGCCGCAGACGGGACGGCCGCGGUCCUGGCCUGGUCCGGCCGAGUCGCCCUGUUGCUGCUGGCCUCUCAGCGCGCCUCCUGCCAGACGACCGGCGGCCCCGUGAAUGCCGCCAUCAUGAAGAUGCGUGUGUUCGAGCCAGCGGUGCACUCGCAGCUGCCUUCUUCUAUGGUUCUGGCCGAGUUCACCGCCGCCUCGGAGUGCGCCUGCCAGCAGGCUUGCCUCGCCAGACACGACUGCCUCAGCGUCAGCAUCACCAAGGAGGCUGUUGAUCCUGAAAACAGCGUCAUUAAGCUGGCAUCAAACAUCGAUGACGAUGGCGACAGGACCCCAUCUGAGCAGAUCACCUCUAGCCCUAUUACUUGUCGUCUGGGCCGUCGGCGUGGUCACGCGGAGCUGAACCUGCCGUCCAUCUCCAGUGUGUUCUGGGAGCGCAUGGGCCGCAGCCACCUGGGCGACUUCUGCUCACACUUCUCCGAGUGCGUCACCGCCGGCGCCGUCUGCCACGACAACACGUGCGUGUGCGCGGCCGGGCUGCGUGCCGACGGCAGCUGCCACUGUCUGGAGAGAGCCGCCGGCGAGCCGUGCUGGUUUCAGACGUGCGACCAGGUGCGCUCGGCCGGUGUCCAAGACAGCGGCGUCUGUCUACUGCGACACCUCACCGAGGAUGAUGGUCACCGGGAGUUUUGGGCGCGCUGCGAAAUGGCCGAGGACGGCCACGGCUGGACGGUGAUCCAGGCGAGAGAUCUGGCCAUCCAGAACGGCGGUAACUUCAACCGCUCCUGGAACGAGUACCUGAGGACGUUCGGCAGCGUCUCCGACAACCACUGGCUCGGACUGCGCAACAUCCGCAAGAUCAUACAGCUGGGCGGCGGUGAGCAGGCGCUGCGCAUCGCCCUGCAGGACGAGAGCGGCGCCUGGGACUACGCCGUGUACGACACCUUCCGGCUGGCCCCCGAGGAGCAGGGCUUCACCCUGACCGUGGACGGCUACCAGUCGUCCCUGGGCGGUCUCGGCGCCGCCAUGAGCGCCACGCACUAUGAGUGCAAGUUUUCCACUUACGACAAGGACCAGGACUCGACGGAGAAGAACUGUGCCCUGCUGCUCGGCGGUGGCUGGUGGUACCUCCGGUGCAGGGGCGUCAGUCUGAACGGCACCCCGAACGAGUCGAGGCUGUACCGGCCCAGAGCCAUGUACUGGCCCGACUGGGGAGAAAAGAAGAUCGUCAAGUCGCUGAUGAUGAUCCGUACGGCCAAGGAUUAGUAACGAAGGAAGGAUGUGCUUUGCUCACACGCUUUAGGUAUACUGAUGUUUAAAAAUGUUAAGUCACUCUGAAUCCCGCUUUGAAAUUGACAUCCUUUUCGUGUCAAGAUCAAACAGCAGUUUGUGUGGCAACUAGAGGGAGCAUAUUCCCGUGUCUGUGUGACCCUGUCUUGUUCUCUGUCUCACUUCCUCUCUUUUUCUUCUGCCUCCCUCUCCGAUCUUCACUCAUCACGCAAAGUGGUUGAUGGUACCUAAUUGACAGUUAUCACCAUGGUACUGUGUCACAAAAUCACGUCGCAUCGAGUAUCUUUUUAAAACUAAUAAUUUCAACGAAUACGUAUUGUGUUUCCUCUUUUUUAUAUUCUUCGUGUUGUUUUAGGACUUAAUGUUUUUGAAUUUUUACAUUCGAAGUGUAUUGUAAAACACAUAUUUAUUAACUGUACGUAAGUAAAAACGACUGUCAACUACAUAGGUGGUGCGUGAAGUUGUUAAAGUUAUACUGAGUAGGCAUGCUUUUUAAUAGAAUUAAAUAUAUGCUAUUCUUUCUGAA